AUGAAGCUCUCGCAGAUAUGGAACGGCGCCAUGGCUCUGUCCAGGCUGCAGCUUCUUGGGACAGUUCUCUGCGCGCCGCAUGCUAGCGAAAAAUCCAAAUCCCCUGCCCCAGUCGUACUGAACGUCGAGAAAGAUGGCGGCAAUCACACGAAUCCGCUGCUGUACGGUAUCAUGUUUGAGGAAAUGGACCACUCCGGCGAUGGUGGAAUCCACGGACAACUGCUGCAAAACAAUGGCUUCCAGGGCUCCAAGCCGGGACUGACGGCCUACUGGGCUGUCGGCGACGUGGACAUCCUGCAAGACAAGGCCACUCCUCUCAGCGACGCCAUCCGCUCGACUUUGCAGGUGCAGGUGUCGCCAGGAGAGGCCGAGUUCGUUGGAUUUGCCAACGGAGGCUAUCAAGGCGUGCCCGUGAUGAACGCGACCUACCGAUGUGAAUUCUGGAUCAAGGGCGAAUACUCCGGUCGUGUCACGCUGCAGCUGGUGGGAACGUCCAGCGGAAUUGUCUAUGCGUCGCAUGGCGUCUUGACGAACAGCACCUGGCGACGAUUCACUCGGUACGAGACUGCCUUCAAUGCCACUGCCUCCCCCGACGGCGACAACGAGUUUCGACUGUUGUUUGACGGCUCGAAGGUCCCGGGAAUGUCGCUGAAUUUUGGCCUGGUACAGUUGUUCCCGCCAACCUAUCAUGACAGAGCCAACGGCUUGCGGAACGACCUGACGACGGUGCUCGAGGCGAUCAAACCGUCGUUUUUGAGGUUUCCCGGAGGGAACAACCUCGAGGGACUGAAGAUUGACAGCCGAUGGGCCUGGAAUCGGACGAUCGGUCCGCUAGUCGAUCGACCGGGAAGAGACAGCGACUGGUUCUACCCCAACACCGACGCCUUAGGGCUGGACGAGUAUCUCUGGUGGUGUGAGGACAUGGGCAUGGAGCCCGUGCUGGCUGUCUGGGCCGGCAAAUCGUACGGGGGCAUCUUGGUCGGAUCUGACCUGCAACCGUACGUGGAGGACAUCAUGAACGAACUCGAGUAUCUGCUCGGCCCGUCGAACAGCACGUAUGGCAGGGUGCGCGCCGCGAACGGACGAGAGAAACCCUGGCCGGUGCGGUAUAUCGAGAUCGGAAACGAGGAUGAUUACACCGGGGGAUGUGAGUCCUACCCCGAUCGCUUCACGCAGAUCUACAAUGCGAUCAUCCGCGAGCAUCCACACCUCACCAUCAUCGCCUCGACCAUUGACAGGAUCUGCCUGCCGCUGACGCCGCCGCCGGGCAUCAUGUACGACCACCACUACUACCGCAAACCGGACGAGCUGGUGGACAUGUUCAGCGAAUGGGAUAACUGGCCGCGAUCCAAACCGGUCAUGGUAGGAGAAUGGGGAUGUCGAAAUACCACCCACGACCGCGGAGUGUACUGGUCCUUCGUGCAAUGCAGCUGCAGCGAGGCCGUGCAUAUGAUCGGAAUGGAGCGCAACGCCGACGUGGUGAAGAUGUCGGCCUACGCGCCUCUGCUGCAGCAUUUCGGCUACACCCAGUGGUCGCCAACGUUGUACGGAUUUGACUCCAGCCCCGGAUCCAUCACGCCGUCGACGUCGUACUACGUGCAGAAGAUGUUCUCCACGAACCGGGGAACAACCGUGCUGCCCGUCAACGCCACGGCAAAUUUCGGACCUUUAUACUGGACUGCUUCAUGGGGAAAAGGCACGUACAACGUGAAGCUGGCCAACUACGGCGAGGAGGAGCAGACGGUCCAUGUCAGCGUGCCGGACACUAGAUCGGGGAGGUUGGAGACGCUGUCGGGCCCUCGCGACGCCAGCAAUCUGCCGCACAAUGUGACCAUCCAACCCCGGGUCCACAACGUGUCGAGCCGAACGGGGAAUUACACAAUAGACAUGGCGGCCUGGGGGGUCGCUGUGUUGACCGUCUGGUAG
Messenger RNA from Aspergillus affinis, 1926 nucleotides. Its product is annotated as alpha-N-arabinofuranosidase A. Gene Ontology annotation, molecular function: alpha-L-arabinofuranosidase activity. The record is from RefSeq and is a predicted model, not a curated record. Lineage: Eukaryota; Fungi; Ascomycota; Eurotiomycetes; Eurotiales; Aspergillaceae. Gene Ontology annotation, biological process: L-arabinose metabolic process. The transcript is spliced from 9 exons. Bases 1 to 1926 code for a protein of 641 amino acids.